AAAAAAAAAAAAACAACUUUACUGACUACUGUUCAGGCCCAUCAUUGCAAAGUAGUAGUCCACUAUUUCACACAGAGUGAAUUCAAAGCAAAGCAGGCCCAUCAAUGAAGUCUUUGCCUAACAGUGGGAACUGCCAACUGUCAACGACAUCCUCUUCAACACUUUUACACAGAGGACAACAACAAUACCAAAAACUCUUCAAUUCUUCAUUCCACUCAUUCACUAACUAACCUAUUAUGAAUUUCUUCAAAUCCAUAUUAUCCGACGAACCGGAUCCUCAAAAGGAUGUUGUGAAUUGCGACCCGGAUCCGAAUUAUGAUAAACCCGAUUCACGAUCCGAUUCAACAUCCCCCGCCGCCGCCGACGCUGACGGUGAUGAUGCCGGUGGUCUUUGGACCUUCGGUGGUUUAUUCAAGACAAUUUCAACCCGAUCCGAAUCGGUACUGGAAACAUACCGCCGUGAUCUACAGGAAUUCGGAUCCGGGUUGAAAAAAGAAACGGAAUUGUUCCGUGAAGUAGCUACGCGUGCUGUUAAAGAUCUUCCUAAUUCAAUCGAUACGCUUCUCACAUCCGCAGAAACUGAAUCCGAAACCCCAGAUGCGAAUCGGAGAAACUUGAAUUCGGGACGGUACUGUCGUUUUGAAUCGCAAUUGAUGAAUAUCCAAUCUGACCCGAAUACCUUCUGUGCAGAUCCAGAGGAUAUGGAGGAGUUUAAGAAAUGGAAAUUAGGGUUUGAUUUGAAGGAAAAAGGAAAGGAAAUUGAGAAUUUGAUUGGACAAAAUGUAUCUUUGGAAGGUAUGUAUGGAAGGGUUGUGCCUAAUGAGGUUGAAAAUGAAACGUUCUGGUGUCGUUAUUUUUAUAAAGUGUAUAGGCUCAAGCAGCAAGAGAGUGUUAGAGCUAAAUUGGUGAAUAGAGCAAUGUCGAUAGAUGAUGAUGAAGAAUUGUCGUGGGAUGUCGAUGAUGAUGACGACAACAACAAUGAGCAAGAGGGGGAUGCUAAAUUAAAAGUUGAUGAACACGUGAAAGAGAAAGAGGGUUCUGUUGUUGAGAGAUCGGUUAAUGAUGUGAAGAAAUUGGAUUCGGGUGUGAAGGAAUCUGUUAGGCAAGAUUCGACUAAUGUUUCAAAGGAAGUACCUAAGCAAGAUUCAAUCAGUGUUGCAAAAGAAUUGCCUAUUAAUAAAAGUGAACCAAGCAAGGAGGAUUCGACCAAUGUUGUAAAACAAGCAACCCAUAGUGAUGAAUCAAAGAGUUUAAGCUCAGCUGCUAUUGAUAAGAAAGAAGAGAAUCCGUCUAAUGUAGAUGGUGGUGACAAGAGCCAGGUUGUGGAAUCAAGUGGGAGUAGCAAAGAUAGCAAGAAAGGAGACACUGAAGCUACUUCUACUUCUCAGGGUAAAAAGGAGGAAGGGGUCAUGAAAGGUUCAGAGGGGGAGGGGGAUAAGGAUGAAUCUGGCAAAGUCCCUAUUGGUUCGAGUCAGAAGACGGGGGCUGACGAGGAUGACUUGGAUUGGGCCGAGAUUGAAGAUAUUGAGGGAAAUGAUGACAAAAAGGCAACUUCUCAUGUUUCAAGCUCCAAUAGAGCUGAUUUGAGGAAGAGGCUUAGUGUUGAAGAGGAUGAUGAGGAUUUGAGUUGGGAUAUUGAAGAUGACGAUGAGCCUGCGAAAGCUUAGAUAUCAAUCAAACUUAAGAUAUGCAAAAAGCUGGAUGCCAAAGCAGUCAACGUACAACCGAAUUCAAGAAUUAAACUUUAAAGCUUGAAACCUAGUAAAGUAAGAUAAUGUUUAUUGUCUCGGGAAGUUUGUUUAAUUCCGCUUCAUGAUUUUCAUUCUUUAUAUUGAACUUUUAGUUUAAUAGUCACGAUUUCUAUGUCCAGCUGUUCAUUUAUAAAGUGAACAUAUUUUCGUGCCCUUUGUAUACUUUGGAAAUUUGAAUGAAAGGAAUGAUGUUAAUAGACAA
This is a messenger RNA of Capsicum annuum, 1953 nucleotides long. RefSeq names its product BSD domain-containing protein 1. The transcript has a single exon. The record is from RefSeq and is a predicted model, not a curated record. Gene Ontology annotation, cellular component: cytoplasm. The coding region runs from base 237 to 1667 and encodes 476 amino acids. NCBI's taxonomy places the organism in Eukaryota, Viridiplantae, Streptophyta, Magnoliopsida, Solanales, Solanaceae.